Messenger RNA from Lasiodiplodia theobromae, 357 nucleotides. Its product is annotated as Major allergen alt. The transcript has 2 exons. Bases 1 to 357 code for a protein of 118 amino acids. The record is from RefSeq and is a predicted model, not a curated record. NCBI's taxonomy places the organism in Eukaryota, Fungi, Ascomycota, Dothideomycetes, Botryosphaeriales, Botryosphaeriaceae.
AUGAAGUUCUUCGCCGCCACCGCCGCCAUUGUUGGCCUCGCCUCUGCCGCCACCGUCUCGAAGGCUACCCUCCGUGACAACAACGGCCUCCAGGCCGUCACCCUCACUAUCGAUGGCGUCCAGUGCUCGGCCACCAGCCCUGCCGCUCUCGGCUCCCGCCAGAUUGCUUGCCCCGGCUCUGCCUACUCCUGGCACGUCACCGGCUCCGUCGGUGACUACGAGCUCACCCUCUUCAAGGGCGUCGUCACCGAUUCUCCUCAGGCCUAUGCCAAGCUCCCCACACACUGCAGCGCUGGUGGUGCUGGCCCUAAUGACAUGGUCUGCGACCAGAACAGCGACAUCACCAUUGAUAUCUAA